AUGCUCAAGAGCAAUGGGCCCGGCGACGACAUGCAGAACAGCAAUACGUCCGGGUUGAAGCGGCAGCGCGUGGCCCUCGCCUGUAACCCUUGUCGCGCCCGCAAAUCUCGGUGCAAUGGUGCUCGGCCGAGGUGCGACCUCUGCGAGCGGAUGGCCUUCGAGUGUGUGUACGAAACCCCGGCAUCCGCCGCCAAUGUCAUUGUACCAAAGGAUGCGUUUGCCGACGUAGAAUCACGCCUACAUGUCCUUGAGGAGAUGGUCAAGCGCCACAAUGAACUGCUCACCUCAAAGAGCAUCAGCUCUGUUGCUUCCAGUAUAAGCCUGGGUCACAACGUGGUCAAUCUGAAGCAGCACGCACAGGAGCUAGAAGUAGAACAGGAGGACGACACAGAUGGCAUGGCCAUUUCGUUUGUCGACGAAAAAGAUCAGGGCUUCUUUGGGCCAUCGGCCAACAUUUCCUUUAUGCGCAUCAUCCUGCGCUCCAUGCUGGCGGCAAGCCCGAUGAGCUACGCCGGCACUGACGAUCCUGCCCCCGAGGAUGUCACCGAGCAGCUCCUCCAGGAGUACUUUUCCAACACGGGCAUGCUCUUCCCUUAUAUCCACGAGACCUCCUUCAUGGACACGUACCGUCAGGCACGGCUCUCAGCUUUUGCCGGCGUGCGCCGGACGUGGCUGGCACUGCUCAAUAUUGUGCUUGCCAUAGCGAUACAGGCCGACGCCUCGCGCCCAGACACGAGCCUUGCGGCGGCUGACGCCGAGCUCUUCUUCUGCAAGGCACGCAACCUCUGCGGGACGCACAUGCUGCGUAGCACGACGCUCGAGACGGUACAGUACCUGUUACUUUCAACGCAGUACCUGCAGGGCACGCAGCACGCGGUGCAGACAUGGACAAUGCACGGGCUGGCCGUCAAGACAGCACUGUCCAUUGGGCUGCAUUCGGGCGCCGCGUCAGCCAAGUUUGCACCCGUCGAGUGCGAGAUGCGCAAGCGCACGUGGUACGGGUGUAUUGUGCUGGAUCGUAGUCUGAGCAUGACGUUUGGUCGCCCGAGCGCUAUCCCCGAGGAAUACGUGUGGCUCGACCUGCCGAUGCCGAUUGAGAGGGACCGUGAGGGCGGGUUGUCGGCCCUCUUCUUCUCGGCGACUAUUACGUUGUACCGCAUCUUGGGGAAGAUCAUUGCCUCGGUCUACGGGCACAACAUUGAGCACGAGGACCUCUCCGCGUCGGACCUCAUAACGCGCAUCAUCCAGCUCGAGCAGGACCUUGACCAGUGGCGCAUAGCUCUACCAAAGGCUCUUGCAGUGUGCAGCUCCUCGUCGGCAGCUAGUGCUGGCGCGCAGCAGCAGCCGUACUCGGGCAUCCCGGACGAGCCGUCCCCAGCAUCAUUCUCCUCCUCGACGCCGCCAUCGUCUCUGUCGGCGUCGUCACAGCAGGUAGACAAGCUCCGCAACAUCCUCACCUUGCGGUAUCUCAACACUAAGCUGCUCCUGCUGCGUCCGAUCCUUAUAAACACACUAUGUGCGCGCUUCCUCCUCGAUAAACCCGGCGGCGGCGGCAUUCUUUCCGACCGGCCGAUAUCAGCACAGCACCCAGCCGGCUCUCCCGGCGGUGAAUUCCACACAGGGCCCCUAGGCUAUAUGCAGAACAGCUACAUGAUGACCUCGUGCUUUCGCGCAGCCGUUGAGUCCAUUUCCAUUGUCCACGAAGCUGUGACGCGGCCCGAGCUGGGCAGGCACAUGCUGGGCGCGUGGUGGUUUACGCUUUGUUAUGCAUUCAAUGCCUCCCUCACCGUUCUCGGCACCCUGCUCCUCCUCCCAACAGGUAGCAAACCACCACAUCUGCCGCCGGUCGGCGGCCACCUCCAUCAUCAUCAUCAUCAUCAUCAGAACCUCCACCACGACGCAGAGUAUCAGACCCAUCAUCAAAACCAACAGCAGCAGGAAGACGAGGGCCGCGAGGCCAUCGCAAAAGCCAUCGAGGCGCUCGGCGUGCUAACGUCCGAGGACAACGCGCUCGUGGACCGCUGCGUAGAGCAUCUGCGGCAGCUGAUGCAGGUCGUCGAUGGGCACCGAGCAGCAGCAGCGACAGCAGUAUUAAUCAGCUUGUCCCCGACCGCUACUAACAACAACAGCAAUGAUGACAACAGUAACAUGACAACUGGCACAGGGUCGAUCCUGCGUGGCGGUGGUGCAAGGUCCCAGCACGGUGAUCCAGCAGCAAUGGUCACGGACCUACUCAUGGACGAGACGUCAAUUCUGGGCAUGUCGUUCCCGGAUUACCACGCCAUGAUGCUUGAGGAUGAGCUUGAGCCGGGGUUGUUUUUUCGAGACGAUACAAGUCAGUCAUCGUGGUUGAACUUUGGGUAUCAGUUGUGAGUGAAGGGGGUAAUUAGUAGGCGUAUGGUUGUAGAAACGAAAUCAAGACCAAGGAUUUACGUGCCCACGUGGUGUUUUCCGGUUUCGUUUGCGCGUAGUCGGCUUUCAAGUUGGGACUGGUAUGGACUCUUUUGGAAUUGAUAGACGAGGCGUUAAGACGAGCAUUGGAGUCUGGAGUGUUCUAAGGCAAUAGAUGAAUAAGAGCUAAC
This is a messenger RNA of Microdochium trichocladiopsis, 2582 nucleotides long. RefSeq names its product fungal-specific transcription factor domain-containing protein. The record is from RefSeq and is a predicted model, not a curated record. The coding region runs from base 1 to 2373 and encodes 790 amino acids. Gene Ontology annotation, cellular component: nucleus. NCBI's taxonomy places the organism in Eukaryota, Fungi, Ascomycota, Sordariomycetes, Xylariales, Microdochiaceae. Gene Ontology annotation, biological process: positive regulation of transcription from RNA polymerase II promoter by galactose; DNA-templated transcription. Gene Ontology annotation, molecular function: DNA-binding transcription factor activity, RNA polymerase II-specific; RNA polymerase II cis-regulatory region sequence-specific DNA binding; zinc ion binding. The transcript has 6 exons.